AUGACAUCCAACAUCCCCGAGAUCCUCCUCCUCUGCGUGGAUGCCACCUUCCUAACAACCUUCAACCAAACAAUCACCCAACUCUGGCCGGAACACUCAUCCAAAAUAAAAAUAACCCCCAUAAACGAACGCCUAAACUCCCUCCCCGCAGGCACAACCUUCAACCUAAUAGUCUCCCCGGCAAACUCCUACGCCCGCCUCGACGGCGCCUUCGACAACGCGAUCUCCCUAACCUUCAGCCCACGCAACGACUACCACGCCCUAACCCGCGCCGCACAGAGGGUCUUCUACGAAAAAUGGCGAGGGUUCGCACCGCCCGGCUCGUGCACGCUUGUCGAGUUCCCCGAAGAACUAAAAAAAAAUGUUUACGGCUGUGAGUGGGUGGCUAUGUGUCCGACGAUGAGGCAGCCGGGCAAUGUGGAGUGGGAUCGUGAGGUUGUUUAUGAGUGUGUUUGGAGUCUUUUGUGUCGGGUUGAGGGGUUUAAUCGCUCUGCGUCUGAAGAGGGAAAGAAGAUUGAGAGGGUGCUGCUGACGCCGUUGGCUACUGGGAUUGGGAGGGUUAGUAAGGAGCGAUGGGCGGGGCAGAUGGUGCUGGCUUUGAAGCAUUUUGUUGAUGCUGUUGAGAGGCCGCAGGUUUGGGGGGUUUGCAGUGGGGGGAUAUUACUGGGGUUGAUUGUGAGGUUGAGAGGACUUGGAAAUUUGUAG
Penicillium bovifimosum is the source of this 705-nucleotide messenger RNA. RefSeq lists its product as uncharacterized. The record is from RefSeq and is a predicted model, not a curated record. The transcript has a single exon. NCBI's taxonomy places the organism in Eukaryota, Fungi, Ascomycota, Eurotiomycetes, Eurotiales, Aspergillaceae. Bases 1 to 705 code for a protein of 234 amino acids.